This is a messenger RNA of Camellia sinensis, 915 nucleotides long. RefSeq lists its product as uncharacterized. The record is from RefSeq and is a predicted model, not a curated record. NCBI's taxonomy places the organism in Eukaryota, Viridiplantae, Streptophyta, Magnoliopsida, Ericales, Theaceae.
AUGGGUUCUGUUUGGGAUAAGUUUGGGAUUCGUAUUGUGUACGACACCGCCUUAAGCAUAGAUGCUAAGGUUAGUCAGAUUGUGGAGGGUAAUACUUGGAGAUGGCCAUUUCCUUCUUCUUGGGAGACUAUGGACCUCAUUAACAAAACUCCUUCAAAUUUCCUCCCUAUUGGUGGUCAUGAUAGUGUUAGUUGGUGUCCUGCUUAUGAUGGGAAAUUCACCAUUCAAUCCACUUGGAAUGCAUUAAGGACUCACUUUGAUCAUGUGAAUUGGUCUCAUUUAAUUUGGGGCCCCCACAAUAUCCCUAAAGUGAGUUUUGUGGUUUGGAUGGCAAUUCUUGGCCGUCUGAACACUGGGGAUAGGUUGCACCUUUUUGGUGUGACGCAAUCUACUGUGUGUGCCUUUUGUCAGUACCAUAAUGAAGACCAUAACCACCUUUUCUUUGAAUGUCCAUUCUUGAAAAGGGUGUGGUCUUGUAUUAAAGGUAAAAGCAAUGUUGAUUGGCCAUCCCUCCUUUGGGAUGAUUUGGUCCAGCUCAUUGCUAAAUCUGUGAAAGGGAAAUCCCUGGGGGCUAUUAUUACCAAGCUUGCAUUUACUUGUACUGUGUACCAAUUAUGGGUUGCUAGGAAUAAUAGAGUGUUUAGUAAAGAUAUGGUCCCUGAAGAGGUUGUUAUUAAGUGUAUUAUGGAUAUGGUUAGAUUCUGGGUAAUGCAUAUUACUAAUUUGAAGACUAACCAUAAUGACAGAUGGUAUCUUAGCUCAUGGAAAUUGCCUCAUACUAUGCUGAAGCGUGCUGCUGCUGAUGUGAGGAUUGAGAGUGCUUGGAGUCCUGGAAAACCAAUGGAUGAGUGUAUGCCAAUCAAUCUGAGGGUUGAGUUUCGUGUGUAUGGAGCUGGUUUUUUCCGAGUGAUGUGA